This is a messenger RNA of Fukomys damarensis (Damara mole-rat), 496 nucleotides long. Its product is annotated as cortistatin-like. Gene Ontology annotation, biological process: regulation of cell migration. The coding region runs from base 79 to 447 and encodes 122 amino acids. Gene Ontology annotation, cellular component: extracellular region. Gene Ontology annotation, molecular function: neuropeptide hormone activity. The transcript has 2 exons. NCBI's taxonomy places the organism in Eukaryota, Metazoa, Chordata, Mammalia, Rodentia, Bathyergidae. The record is from RefSeq and is a predicted model, not a curated record.
GGAGAGGGCUCCAGGAUCGCUGACGUGGAGACGCCACAGCCCGUGCCAGAGCUGACCAGACCCGGCCUCGGAGCCUGGAUGCCAGGGCUGCUGAUGAUGGACGGUGCCCAAGCCCGAGGGAAGGGGCUGUGGGCCCGAGGGACCCCACUGCUGCUGCUGCUGCUUCUCUGGGGGGCCACAGCCACCGCCCUGGCCCUGGAAGGUGGCCCUGUCAGCCAGGACAGCGUGCAUAUGCAGGAGGUGGCAGAAAUAAAGACAGACAGCCUCCUGACUUUCCUUGCACGGUGGCACAAGUGGACCUCCCAGUUCAGCACUGGGGACCGCAGUGGGGGGCACACCAGAGAGGUGGCCAAGCGACAGGAAGGCGCACCCCUUCAGCAGCCCCCUCGCCGAGAUAAAACACGCUGUAAAAACUUCUUCUGGAAGACCUUCUCCUCCUGCAAAUAGACUUCCCCACCACUGACUGCAUGGUGGGGACUGUAGUGUGGACCCGAAU